CACAUUCAAGAAGAGCUUGCACUCCAGCGCAACGUUCAGUGAAGCACAGACGCACAGUCUCUCUCCUCGGGUCUCUUUCGAAACAUUUGGUGGAGCCAAACAAAAAAUAAGCAGCCAUGGAUGCCAUCAAGAAGAAGAUGCAGAUGCUCAAGCUCGACAAGGAGAAUGCCUUGGACAGAGCUGAGGGAGCCGAGGGAGACAAGAAGGCAGCAGAGGACAAGAGCAAACAGUUAGAGGAUGAAAUAAGUGAAUUGGAAAAGAAAUUACGGAUCACCGAAGAUGAACGUGAUAAAGUGCUUGAUGAGUUCCAAGCCGCCGAGGAAAAGUUUCUGAACGCCGAGGAGGUGGCCACCAAGCUCGAGGAUGACUUGGUAGCUCUGCAGAAGAAGCUGAAGGGAACAGAGGAUGAGUUGGACAAGUACUCCGAGUCUCUUAAGGAUGCCCAGGAGAAACUUGAGGUGGCUGAGAAGACAGCCACGGACGCUGAGGCCGAUGUCGCUUCCCUUAACAGACGUAUCCAGCUGGUUGAGGAGGAGUUGGAUCGUGCUCAGGAGCGUCUGGCAACUGCCCUGACCAAGCUGGAGGAGGCUGAGAAGGCGGCUGACGAGUCCGAGAGAGGCAUGAAGGUCAUUGAGAACAGGGCCUCCAAGGAUGAGGAGAAGAUGGAGCUGCAGGAUAUCCAGCUGAAGGAGGCCAAGCACAUCGCUGAGGAGGCUGACCGCAAAUACGAGGAGGUUGCCCGUAAGCUGGUCAUCAUUGAGAGUGAUCUGGAACGUACAGAAGAGCGCGCCGAGCUUUCAGAAGGCAAAUGCUCUGAGCUUGAGGAAGAGUUGAAAACUGUGACCAACAACCUGAAGUCACUGGAGGCCCAGGCUGAGAAGUACUCACAGAAGGAGGACAAGUACGAGGAGGAGAUCAAGGUCCUCACUGACAAGCUGAAGGAGGCUGAGACUCGUGCUGAGUUCGCUGAGAGAUCAGUAGCCAAACUUGAGAAGACCAUCGACGACUUGGAAGAGAAACUGGCACAUGCUAAAGAAGAGAACCUCGAUAUGCACCAGAUGCUGGACCAGACUCUAAUGGAACUAAAUAACAUGUGAAAGCCUGGUUUACACACUGGUUUGGGCUUUCUGUAUUUGUACCUCGCAUGCCAUGAACCCUCCUUCCAUUCCAUGCCCAUGUUGAGGAACACAAACCGAUGCUUUUCCUUUUGCACCAUCCUGCUUUCAGUGGAACUCAACAAGGAAGGUACAGCAUUUCCUUCAUGAAACCCAAAAUGAGAAACACUUCUAUUUUUGCCAGCUGAUUGUAUAAUGUCAGCAUUUUGUAAUCAUUGAGUUUAGUUUAUUUUUGACAAGUUAUCAGGUGAAAUUACGUGCCAUUUGCUACGAAGGUUAUUUUUAUCUGCAUUUGAUAGAUUGAAGGGGAUGAAUCUGGCACAAACUCAUUUCACCCUGGUUAUGCACAUACCUUACAUUUCAAUCAAAGACAAAGUGGAAAAAUGUUUCACUUAAUUCAACUUCAACGUACGUACAGAAUUAGUAGUGUAGGAGAACAUGAUUUUAGUUUUUGAAGACUUUUGUAUUAAACUUUCCUCAAGUAUACAUUGGAUAAGCCUGUCCACAUGUAUAUUGGUGCUGUGUUAGGGGGUUGUUCCACCAAUUCGGUGCCUUUUUGAGAAGUGUUUCUUGAUUUCACCUAAUUGAAACAUUCUGUCAUCAAGAGCACAUUCAUGUUCAACGUUUUCCCAUCUCAAGACGGGGGAAAAAUACUAUAAGUGUCAAAUAAAGUAACGGUUGGUCAGACUGUAACAGGGUUGGUCAGACUGUAACAGGGUUGGUCAGACUGUAACAGGGUUGGUCAGACUAAUCUUAAAUCCCCUUGUGACAUGGGGAAUAGAAGUUUGUGUGCAACAGGGAGUGGUAAUUGAAGCCUGUAUCUAUGGGUAACAGAGUUGACAUGUUAUGCUCGACCCACUCUGUUUUCCGAUUUGACUAUUAGAUACAUUGUUUUCGAAAGGAAUAGUUUUAAAGAAACAAAAUGAUGGGAACUGUAAAGACAUUUUAGGGUUAAAUGGGGUCAAAUCUUCCUAGAGGAUUUUGGCACUUUAGCAAGUAUUUAUUCUAUAAAAAAAUCUGAUUUAUUGAAUUCUCCAUGUUUAUUAAAUGGCACGUCCUUUUAAUAUAAACUGCUUUUCAAAUUCAGUAUUGGUGCACAAUUUCUACUUAAUAUAUCAGAGGGAUACAAAAAGCCCUUUUUGUGGAACAACCCUAGGACAUUUUAGGAAAGGCCAAAAUUAAUUUUGUUUAAUUUUUUGGCCUAUAUCAAUCCAUGGCUAGAAAGGGAUCUACUUACACUCCAGAAGUAUAUUUGUUUUUCUUUUCAUCCUUAAACUCAUUAUAAAAUCUCUAUGGCAACAUUCUUGCUAAAUGCAUUCCUGUUCUUUUUUGUUUUGUUUAAACCAUGGUUCGAAACAACAUUUUUGUAUUGUCUAGAAAUAUUAUUUGAAUCAUGUGGGUCUGCCUCACUUUGUUUCACUAUUGUUUUAUGAAAUUAGAUGUUUUAAAUGUAAAAAAAAAAAAUUGUGAAUAAAAUUGCACAGUUUGA
Molecule: messenger RNA, 2604 nt
Organism: Oncorhynchus tshawytscha (Chinook salmon)
Lineage: Eukaryota; Metazoa; Chordata; Actinopteri; Salmoniformes; Salmonidae
Product: tropomyosin alpha-1 chain
Exons: 10
Coding region: 117-1097 (326 amino acids)
Biological process (GO): cardiac muscle contraction; actin filament organization
Cellular component (GO): actin filament
Molecular function (GO): actin filament binding
Source: RefSeq, a predicted model, not a curated record